Strigops habroptila (Kakapo) is the source of this 3059-nucleotide messenger RNA. RefSeq names its product phosphoribosyl pyrophosphate synthetase associated protein 2 (gene PRPSAP2). The transcript has 12 exons. Gene Ontology annotation, biological process: 5-phosphoribose 1-diphosphate biosynthetic process; purine nucleotide biosynthetic process. The record is from RefSeq and is a predicted model, not a curated record. Gene Ontology annotation, molecular function: magnesium ion binding; ribose phosphate diphosphokinase activity. NCBI's taxonomy places the organism in Eukaryota, Metazoa, Chordata, Aves, Psittaciformes, Psittacidae. Bases 1412 to 2521 code for a protein of 369 amino acids. Gene Ontology annotation, cellular component: ribose phosphate diphosphokinase complex; cytoplasm.
CACUAGCGGUGUCCCCGGGUUAUUCCCAUCGCGGGGGCAAAGCGGAAAGAUGGCGGCCGCCGCGGCUCCCCUCAGCGAUGGCGGGAAGCGGGUGGUGGGGUGGGGGGGGCAGCGAGGAGGGCGGUGGCUGGUACCCGCCCCUCGCGCGCCCUCCCUCCUCCCUCACGCGGCGCCGCCAUCUUGCAAGCGGACAACCGGAGGCGCUGGGCUCCGCCGCUGCCUUUGCCUGUGUCCUCCCCCCCUUCCCCUCCGGCCGGGGCUGCCUUCUCCCGGGGCCGGGGGGCCGGAGCCGGCAGGUAAGGCCUUCAGCAAGGGGGCACGCCCGCCCGCUCAGCCGGCUGUGUGAGGGGUAGGACAUCUUCCUUCCCCAGCGCUGUCUCCCCAUCCCCACGCAGGGUUGAGCCGCCUGAGGAAGGGCGGCUUCGUCGCCCUCCCCUCAGGGGCAGUGUGGGUCGGGAGGAACCUCCCUCGGGGCUGCUGGGGGCUCCCUGCAGGUGAAGGGAGCCCGGUCCCAUGCUGGGGGCUCUGGCCUGCCCAGGCCUCUCCACUGAGGAGGGGGGGUAUCCUCAGGUACCCUGGGGUGCCUGGACGGGCUUCCCCUCCCAGGGGGUGUGUAACCCCUGUGGAGCUGAAGGACUUGUAGGGAGGUGUGGGGUGGAGGGGUCAGCCCUCUGUGGUUUAGCCCGGGGGAGUAGGUUAGUGUGGAGGGUCCUUCUGGGAUCCCUCUGUAGGGAGAUGGGUGAGAGGGUUCAGUUUCCCUCCAGCCUGUGGGCAUCAAUUCUUUAGUACCAUGGUUUAUCCAGUACAGUUAUUCCUGCCUCUGUUGCUUUCUGUGUGGGCAUCCUCAGUGUAAACCCAGUGCGAAUAGGAUGUGAUGUGUACCCAGUAAUUCUUAUCAUCGUGGUCUGUCGUCGUUAACUGUGUGCAGCCCAAAGGAAAGGGCAGGAGUCUGUGGGCUGCAACCUACCCUGUGGUGCAUGUGUUCUAAAUCUGAUGGAGGCUUGAAGGCUUUGUCCACCUCAAGCUGAGGGCUCUGGUCCCGUGUACCCUUGUGGAGUCAUGUUCUUACACAUCUAAUAAAGUUCUGUGAGCUUGCUCUCAUCCCAACACCUGUUUCAAGGCUGGUCCAUCAAUAUUAACUCUCUAAAUGCAGCUUCCCUUCCCACACACAUAAUGUAGCCCACUUGUUGCUGCUGAAAUACAUCUGCAAGAAAGUCCUUGGCCUAUGGUUAUGUGAAGAGCUCUGUUCAGUGUUGCCUGAGAGAGAUUAGUAUCAAAGAAUGACAAGAACUGCUUCACCAAGUGGCUGCAUUGUGCAAGAGGUCAUUAUUUACAGCUACCAGCUUUAUUGAGCUCUUCCUUACAUUUCAUCCUUCUUUUCUUCUAGAAGCGGAAAAACAACUUAGGUUUGAUGUUUUGUGUGCCAUCAACUGAAAUUGGGGCCAUCAUGAAUAUAACCAAGGGUGGACUGGUGCUGUUUUCAGCUAAUUCCAAUUCGUCAUGCAUGGAACUGUCGAAGAGGAUUGCUGAGCGCUUAGGAGUUGAGAUGGGGAAGGUUCAGGUUUAUCAAGAGCCAAACAGAGAAACGAGAGUGCAGAUCCAGGAGUCUGUGAGAGGAAAGGAUGUAUUCAUCAUCCAAACAGUUUCAAAGGAUGUGAAUACUACAAUCAUGGAACUUCUGAUCAUGGUGUAUGCUUGUAAAACCUCCUGUGCCAAAAGCAUUAUUGGAGUGAUUCCUUACUUCCCGUACAGCAAACAGUGCAAGAUGAGGAAAAGGGGCUCCAUUGUCUCUAAGUUACUGGCCUCCAUGAUGUGCAAAGCUGGACUAACUCACCUCAUUACCAUGGAUUUACACCAGAAGGAAAUACAAGGUUUCUUCAAUAUUCCAGUUGAUAACUUGAGAGCAUCUCCGUUUUUACUGCAGUACAUCCAGGAAGAGAUACCAGACUACAGGAAUGCUGUAAUUGUGGCCAAAUCACCUGCGUCUGCAAAGAGGGCCCAGUCCUUUGCUGAGCGCUUACGGUUGGGAAUUGCAGUGAUUCACGGGGAAGCUCAGGAUGCAGAGUCGGACAUGGUGGAUGGUCGCCACUCACCACCUACAGCCAAAAACAUAGCUGCUAUUCAUCCCAGUCUGGAGAUACCCAUGCUGAUUCCCAAGGAAAAACCACCCAUCACAGUUGUUGGAGAUGUAGGAGGAAGAAUAGCUAUCAUCGUGGAUGACAUCAUAGAUGACGUUGACAGCUUCCUGGCUGCAGCUGAGACCCUCAAGGAGCGGGGGGCUUACAAGAUCUUUGUAAUGGCCACACAUGGCCUCUUAUCUUCAGAUGCUCCCAGGCUCAUCGAGGAAUCUGCAAUUGAUGAGGUGGUUGUUACAAACACAAUCCCCCAUGAAAUACAGAAACUCCAGUGCCCUAAAAUCAAGACUGUGGAUAUCAGCAUGAUCCUCUCGGAAGCCAUUCGCAGGAUUCAUAACGGGGAGUCCAUGUCUUACCUCUUCAGAAAUAUAGGACUGGAUGAUUAAUGCUUCUUCCUCUAAAGAAAUAGAAUAAACCCCAAACUGGGCCAAACUGGAAGCAGAUACCGAGCUGUGAAGCGUCAUACUUACCUUAAUAUUUCUAUUGAGCCACUUCUUGUUUUCUCUUGGUUUUAAGUAUCAAGGUAGAACAGUUUUUAAGAGCAUUUUUCUUUGCAGGGUUUUAUUUUUUGGGGGUGGGGUGGGUGGGGAAUAAACAUUUGACAGAAAACCUGUUAGUUGCUUUUAGGUUAGUUGCACUAUAUACAUGAUGGGAAAAAACCACCCCAAAACACUUGAGGCAAGAAUUUGGCUUCUAAAUUAAGCAUUCCUUUCCCAAAGCUGCUUGCUACAAGUGCUUUAAAAGAUAAGAAAAUGAAGUGACUGUAUAAUACUUGCAUUUUAAAAGCCAAAAAGGUUGUACUGUUGUUGGCAGUUGAGUGAUUUUUGUAGGAGUGCUUUUAUAGAAAAGCAGAUGAAAUAUGCACCUGUAUUUAUUUUCUGCCACAAAGAAUAAAGACUUGUUUUUGUGUGAGCUUUCUAAAAA